Molecule: messenger RNA, 1605 nt
Organism: Rhagoletis zephyria (snowberry fruit fly)
Lineage: Eukaryota; Metazoa; Arthropoda; Insecta; Diptera; Tephritidae
Source: RefSeq, a predicted model, not a curated record
AUGGCCAAUCUUUCCUGCACAUUUAACCACAGUAGCGACAUCAUUGUUGGUGUGAUUCCGGGUGAUUUCAACGGCGAUGCAAUGAUGGAUGUGAUGGUCGUGACGCAAAUCAGUCCAGAUGCUCCACAGCGAUUCAAUAUUUGGAUUUUCAAAGGCGAUAGGGCCACUCUUGAAUGCAAUACGGCAAAAGCACCCUUGUUGAAAGAAGUGAGAUCUCAUCCGUUAAUUUUGGACUACAACGGCGACAUGAUUGCUGAUUUUAUUGUCGAAACGGAAAAUUGUACUCGAGAGCUGUGGACAUACAACAACAAACAGUUCACCAAAGACUGUCCAUCUUCACUUCAGCUGCCCGGCAAUCCUGGGAACAUGCGUUUCCCUCACUCUAAUGCUUUUGUCAACAUUCAAAAUUGCAAUGACGGCAUAGAAGUGGACAAUUUCAGCACAGAUAUAUUUAUUUCUGGGAAAACGAAGAUGGAGUACUGGUUUGAUGAAGGUGGAUGGAGUCCGGCUAGCACUGCCAUAAUUUCAUAUCCUGACCAAGAAAAAUACAUUUUAGGCCAAUCUCUAUUUAUUGAUCUCCAAACGGAUGGCUGCAUUCAACACAUUAUGCCAGUGUGUGAGAAACAACGAUGGUCAAGUAUCUGUGACCCUCAAAUUCUCUGGUACAAUUUUGCUAUGAAAGAUUGGGUGAAAAUUUCCAAUUUCGAUGACAAAACUUCCAAUCAAACUUAUUUGUAUUUUGAAGAAAUCAAAACUGCUUAUGGUUUUGAACUGCCCAUUUCAGUUCGUUUCGGAGACGUGGACGGCGACGGAUUUGUUGAUCUUCUUUCAGUGAUGAAAAGCACCAAGGAUAGCAAGACCAGAGCAGUAAUUCUAAGAAAUAUCAAAGAUGACUCUCUGCCCGGUGGAAGAAAGUUUGAUCUGUUUUGGACUAGUGAGCAUCUCAUCAGCGAUAACGUGGAAUUGGCUUCAUUUUUAGAUGUUCAGGAAAAUGGACGUUUGGAUGUGAUCAUGACAACACGAAAUGCUACUGACGGUUACAACAUUAUCUGGAUUCGAAACAUGCUCAUUGAAACGUCUUGCUUUCUCAAAGUUCUCGUCACUACCGGUUUGUGCGGGAGCGGUGGUUGCCCUGGAGAAAAGGUGCCUUAUGGAACUAAUCAAGCCGGCCUUUUUGUAUGCUACGAAACGUCAGACAUGGAUGGCAAACCAGUGAAAGGAUGCUCGACACAGCUUUCUCAAAGUGCACACUUCGCCCUUCAAAUGCCCUACUCAGUUUUUGGUUUGGGUGAGACGCCGAAUUUCGUUGAGAGCGUCCAAGCGAGUAUUCCCAGUGGCGAUAUGAAAACAGUGAGAAAAGCUCGAUGGACUCAAAUUGUUCCCGACGCACAAGUUGUCCUCAUUCCCUACCCUCCCAAUGAAACUACUUACUGGAUUUGCAAACUCUUCUACACCCCCAGUAGCAUUGUCUUCUCAACACUGGCUACCUUGGGGGUGCUUUGUGUUGUUCUUGUGCUCAUCAUUCUCAUACUCCAUCGAAAAGAGGUUCUCGAAGAUUUAGCAGAACACGAAGAGUACAAGCGGCACUGGCCUGAAAGUCGUUGA